AAUAAAAUUCUCUUCUCUGUCUCCAUUUAUUAACACUUGAAACAUUGUCUGUCUCUCUCUAUCAUCUCUCUCUCCCAAUUCCCCAAAAUUUUUCCGUUUGCUUGAAUUUCUCUGUGAUUACCCAUUUCGUUGUUUCAACUAAGUCUGUCACAGUGAAACAAUAUAAUGCUCUUGCGGUGGGUGCGUGCUUCUUCCCUUUCACUCCACUCAAAUGCUUAGCUGACCAAACUCGUUGUUUCAACGUGUCUUUAAGUGAGAGAAAUGACGUUGUGUGAUCCAUGUAGCUGGUCUCAUCUAGUGGGAUGAGGCUUUGUUGUUGUGUGUUGAAGGUGUACUACAUUCUGCUUUGAAAAUGGGAGUUGAAAAAGAAGGGACGAAAGGUGGAGGAGGUUAUGUUGGUGGUUUUUUCCAGUUGUUUGACUGGACGUCGAAGUCCCGUAAGAAAUUAUUUUCGGCCAAGCCAGAUUUGCCUGAGACUUUAAAACAGGGAAGAAGAGUCGAUUACAAUGUGGCAAUGCCAAUGACACAGUCCUCCUAUCUGGUUGAUGAAGAUGAAAGUGGUGUUGGGGCAAGUCUAAGAGGAAGUUGUGAUCAUAGUUAUGCUUCAUCUGUUACAGAUGAUGAAACAUUUGGUACAAGGGCUCCUAGUGUUGUUGCCAGGCUUAUGGGAUUAGAUUCCUUGCCUUCUUCAAGUUUUGCUGAUCCUUAUGCUACCCCAUAUUUUGAUACCCGGUCCCUUCAAGAUGCUCAGUACUUCAAGAAAAAUUUUGGUCACCAGCAUGACCAUCAGACCCCAUGUUCUGGAAAGCUGGUUGAAAAGGUUGCGGGCUCAUCUAGGAGCUUCAUUGAGCCAAAGCCGCAAAAGGCCAUUACCAGGCCAAUUGAAAAGUUCCAAACAGAAGUGUUGCCUCCAAAAUCAGCUAAAUCAAUUCCUGUUACACACCAUAAACUUUUGUCCCCCAUCAAGAGUCCCAGCUUUGUUCCCACCAAUAAUGCUGCAUAUAUAAUGGAGGCUGCGGCAAGAAUUAUUGAGCCUGGUUCCCAAGCUAGUACCAGGGCUAAGACACCUUCGGUAGCUUCAUCAGCACCACUGAGAGUGAGAGAACUAAAAGAUAAGGUGGAGGCUUCACAAAAGGGACCUCUAAUUGGGCCAUCCUCCAUGACCUCUAGAACUCGAGAUCUAAAAGAGAAAAGGGAACUUCCUCAAAGAACGGCCAGGCUUUCCGUAUCUUGUCAAAGAUCGGUCGAGUCAAAUGCUGCCAAGUAUCUCAAAGGACAAUCUUUGAACAGAAGCUGGAAUGGAUCUGUGGAUAUGUCCAUCAAAUCUCCUACACACGAGGAAGAAGUUUCUUCUUUGAAGAAUAAUAAGGGGAAGUCCAUUUCGCUUGCAAUCCAAGCAAAAGUGAAUGUUCAAAGAAGGGAAGGUUUGAGUGCGACUGGUGGAAGAAGUAUGACGACCCAGAAAGAGAAUCCUGACUUGAAAUCCAACCAACCAAUGAAAGGAAGCGUGCAGAAAAAUUUUCACAAGAAAUCUUCUACUCAGAAUUCAUCUGGUGCUCUCAGACAGAAUAAUCUGAAACAGAAUUAUUCUACUGACAAAGACAAAUUACCAUCAAAGCCAUUGACGACCAAUUCCCACAGUAGAAAAGUUCUGACUGGGGAUUCCCCUUACGGACGUCAUAGAAGCUCCAGUAAUAAAUCCAUUGCAAAAUCUAAAGUUGGAUCCAGAAAGUCAGCUAUGGAGGUGACUGAUAGUGAAAAGGAAGUUUUAUACACCAGCACAAACAAUUUUCCUAGAAAGAAAAGGUCUACAGACAAGGACUGGAAUGAUAGGGUUGUGGACAAUUUGUUCAUUGAAAAAACUCAAAACACUGCUAAGUCUAACCUAGUGAGUAAUAAACAAAAUAGUUGGGCUGAAGAUGUAAAAAAGAAAGACAUGGAUGUAGUUUCAUUCACAUUCACCACACCAUUAACUAGGAGCAAUCCAGGUUUUGAGACAUCUGGACAAGCUGCCCAAAAUACUAAUGGUCUUUCCCUGGAUCAACGCAUUAAAAGGGUGUUGCUUGACCCAGACAGUACAAAGUCCCCAAUAGGAUACAAUUUGAUUGGUGGUGGUGAUGCCUUGGGUGUCCUUUUGGAACAGAAAUUGAGAGAAUUGACAUGUAUGGAAACAAUUUGUCAUGACUCUUCUAAAGUGAGGCAGCCUGCCAUUACUCCUUCUGUAUCAGAUGAUCAAGUAACCGGAUUGAAUGUAGUUAACCUCAAUCCAAGGUUCCAACAGAAAAAAGACCAAGAUGUAUUCUUUACAGGCAAGUUAAGCAACAACUAUGAUUCAGACAUCUCCUUCAGGGGUCUUCCUGAAUUAUCAUUCAAGCAGAACUCAUGGAUUGAUGAGAUGGAACCACAGUUACUCAAUUGCAGACACCCAAGUCCAAUCUCUGUUCUCGAGCCUUCUUUUUCAAUUGAAAGUUGUGAAUCUUCAUUGAGCACAGAUGUUACUAGUACAGAAGGAAGCAAGUUGUGGUCAUCUGUUCAAGCUCAAGAAGUUCAAGGCUUGAAUUUUUCGAGGAAGUUCUAUGCUUGUGAAACUGAUGCUGAGUUAUCCGAUUCUGCUUCUUCAACCUCAGCUGGGAACAUGAUGAAACACACAAGUACGGUCACAAGGUUUGGUAGUAGCUCAAGGACGUGGGAGUUGGAUUAUGUGAAAGAUAUAUUGAGUAAUGUUGAGUUGAUGUAUAUGGAUUUUUCCCUUGGCCAAGCUAGUGAGGUUAUAAACUCUCAUCUAUUCAAACAGUUGGAAGGCCGGAAGGGAGGGUUUAAGUGUGAUGAGGAGUCUAGGAUAAGAAGGAAAGUUACAUUUGAUUGUGUGAGUGAAUGUUUGGACUUGAGAUGCAGGCGUUAUGUAGGUGGAGGAUUCAAAAUGUGGACCAAGGGGCUUGAAAUGGUGAAAAGAAAAGAAUGGUUGGCAGAAGAUGUGUACAAGGAGAUCUCAUGUUGGAGAGGAAUGGGAGACUCAAUGGUGGAUGAGCUUGUGGACAAGGACAUGAGCAGCCAGUAUGGAAGAUGGCUAGAUUAUGAGGUUGAUGCCUCUGAACUCGGAUCAGAGGUUGUGGACCAAAUAUUUAAUUCUUUGGUUGAUGAUGUUGUCUCUGAAAUCUUGCAAUUGUAAACAUCUUGAUGAUUUGAUUUUGAGGCUGUUUGAAUAUGAAAUGUUGUCUUCAUAUUAAUUCAUUUAUAGAAGAAGUAGCUUGCAUUA
This is a messenger RNA of Vigna radiata var. radiata (mung bean), 3256 nucleotides long. RefSeq lists its product as uncharacterized. The record is from RefSeq and is a predicted model, not a curated record. Bases 353 to 3169 code for a protein of 938 amino acids. Lineage: Eukaryota; Viridiplantae; Streptophyta; Magnoliopsida; Fabales; Fabaceae. The transcript is spliced from 6 exons.